UAGACUCUAUUCACGCACGCGCUAGAGUUCGUAGCGAUAACGAGGCUGACCUGACAAAAAGCACAUGUGCGAGCAGACGCUGAAAAUGGACGGCCAUGCGAAAACGGGCUCCGCGGCUUAUUGUUGUGUGCCGCUUUGCAAUGAAGACAGUCGUCGGGGUACAGCGACAUCCUUCCACUCUUUUCCAAAGGAUCCAUCUGUACGGAAAGAGUGGAUUAUCAAAGUACGGCGAGACGAAGGCCCCGACUUCCAUAUAUCAAAGUCCACAUUUGUAUGUUCCAAGCAUUUCAAAGAAGAUGAUAUUGUAAAAACAUUGACAGGACUAAGAAAAUUGAAGAAAGGCACAGUACCGAGUAUAUUUCCAUGGACUAAGAGUGCACCAAGCCGUAAACCACCCAAGAAGAGGGAAGGACCUCCCCAGUAA
Molecule: messenger RNA, 424 nt
Organism: Saccostrea cuccullata (small rock oyster)
Lineage: Eukaryota; Metazoa; Mollusca; Bivalvia; Ostreida; Ostreidae
Product: THAP domain-containing protein 2-like
Exons: 3
Coding region: 65-424 (119 amino acids)
Molecular function (GO): sequence-specific DNA binding
Source: RefSeq, a predicted model, not a curated record